AUGAAUGAAUCGAUUGUAAUAAUUUCAAAUGGAACGGGUGGGGGAAUUGGUAAACAACGACAAGCACGUCAUUCAAACUGGUCUAGUUUAGGCAGUUUAAAUAGUUUUGGAGAGUCUGUACAUCAAUCAACUACCACUCCACCAUCGUCACAAGAUCUAAAACAAAAUGGUAUUAAUAGUAGUCAACGAGAAACAUUACAUAGUAGAUUUGAAUUUAAACAAACAUUAGGAAAGGGGACAUAUGGAAAAGUGAAAUUAGCACUUGAUAAAAGAAAAAAUGAACAGGUGGCAAUCAAAACAAUUAAAAAGUCACGUAUAGAAAAUCCACAUGAUUUAGCCAGAAUUCGUCGGGAAAUUGAUUUUAUGACCGGACUUAAUCAUCCACAUAUAAUUAAAAUCAAAGAAGUGUAUGAAAGUCGAGAAAAAAUUAUUCUUGUUAUCGAGUAUGCUAGUGGUGGUGAAUUGUAUGAUUAUUUAAAUCGAAUGAAGCGAAUACCCGAAGCAGAAGCACGAGCAAUAUUUCGACAAAUUGUAUCAGCCGUUCAUUUUCUUCACAAAGUAAACCAAAUUGUGCAUCGAGAUCUUAAAUUAGAGAAUAUAUUAAUCGAUCAUAAUGGGGACAUAAAGUUGGCCGAUUUUGGUCUUAGCAAUAGUUGGUCUCCUCGACGACUUCUGCAUACAUUUUGUGGAUCGCCAUUAUACGCAUCGCCCGAAAUCGUCAGUGGCAUACCUUAUUACGGUCCAGAAGUUGACUGUUGGUCAUUAGGAGUUUUACUUUAUACUCUUGUUUAUGGAUCAAUGCCAUUUCAAGGCGGUGAUUAUAAUCGUCUUGUUCGUAAUAUUACAUCAGGUGAAUUUAUCCAACCUCGAGAACAAUCAGGAGCUCUCGGUUUAAUACGUAAAUGUUUGACAGUAAUACCGUCAAAACGUUCUACUGUCGAUGAUAUAGCUGAAAAUUGGUGGAUUAAUCUUGGCUAUAAAUGCCCGCCCGUCUAUUUUCACAACUAUACACCACGUAAAAAUGGUGUGCAAACCCUCCAUUUCGAACCUGCUGCAGCAUCUAAUUCAGUACCAAUACAGUCAGAACAACCGUCCCAUCAAAUAUCAGUGGAUCCAUCUAUUCACAUCAAUGGUAAUAUCUCUUCCACUGGACCAUCAUCAAAAGCUAAUUCCAUUAUCAACAAUCAUUUACCACAAAACAAUUCGAACUAUUCAAAUUCUAUACGAAACCAUUACCAUAGUACUACAACGACAACGAACAGUACCUUACCUAUCUCAAACUAUAGUAGUAGUAAUACUAAUGCAAAACCAAACUACUUUACACGACGAACUGUUAGUGAGAGAACUGGGAUAAGGGAUCGUGCAUUACCAUUAAUCCAACUUUGUCUUAUGCCCGAUGCAAGUUUAAGAGCAACAACAAAAGACAUCAUGAGACACAAUUGGUUUUGCACGGGUCCCGUAUUAUCAUUACGUUCACAUUCGUCAAUUACUUCUUCGGAUAAAAUUCGUUAUCGUAAUUCAAUAGCAGCACCGCCAACAGUAAUUUCACAUAGUUCACCUGAUCAAACGUCAAUACCACCAUCAUCGCCGACAAAAAACUAUUUACGACCAGUAACUGAUCAGAAUGUCAUCAACGAUGAUCAUCGUUACCAGCUUCGAACGCCACCAUCUUCUGUGAAUAAUCGUCAUUCACCAAAACAUCUGGCUGAUAUACCGAUAUUAACAGCCAAUGAUAGUUCACCUCUUACACCAGUUAGUCCAGCCGAUUCUAAUUCGCUAGUUGAGUUGGAACUGAAUACCAGUUCAUUCUUUUCGACAUCAGAUUUAACACGUCCAGCGACUGUAGCAUCACAAUCAACUACACCAUUACGCAAUAAGAAAGAAUGGAAAAAUACAAAUAAUCGUCUGUCGGGUAUACCUGUUGCUACACAUUAUGUGUCUGAUAAAUCAGCUAAAUUGUAUAAUCCAAAAUCAGAGCAAAAACAACAGCGUCCAUUGAGUUUAUCUUUUGAUGAUAAACAUGAUCCAAAUGAUUUUCAUUUUGCUGCUGCAAAACGAUCAUCAGUUAAGAAUAAUAUUAAGAAUAAUAAUACGCGUCAUUCCGUAUUUGAUCCUGUUCCAUCGUCUUUAUUCGCUUUCACAGAUAAUCUAAAGUCGACACCACUAGCAGAUUCUUCGAUAGUGUUUGAUACUGAUAAUAAAAAACAUCGGCAAAACAACACAAAUGAAGAACCGCAAGCAUUUAUACGAAAAGGUACAAAAACGACUUCACCCUCGUUAUCUCCGCGUUCAAAUGUUGAUCUGGCAAACAGUAAUUCCAUAGUCGAUGAUUCAAGUAAAAGUUUAAGAAAUCAAAUUUAUUCGCCUAAUUCAAAGCUAAGAGCAUCUACGGUGAAUACACCACCGACACGAUACACGUUAGCGAAUGCACAAUCAGUCUCGCCAACUAUAAAAGAACAACGAGGGUUAUCAGAUGAUCAUAAUACGUUAACACGUUACUUAGUGUCAUACGAUUUUGAUUCAACAAAACCGUCUCCUUCGCCCAUAAGACCGACCACGGUUAUCGUCAAUAGUCUCGAAUCAUCGAAUAAAACUAUACCAUCUUUGACAGGUUCAACCAUCGUCUCCGGAGUAAAAUUUGUUACGCCCACUGUACGAACAACAACAUGGACCGACGAUCGAAAUAAUAAAAUUAAGAGUACAAACGGUAAUAACAUGUUUGAAAUACCAUCAUCAUCCAAGUAUACAGACGAAAUGAAUGAUAAAAAGAAUAAUUAUAAUACUAACACGAAUAACAGUAGUGAUUCUCCUGUUAAAAAAUUAGGUGAAUUAGGUAUUGAAACUAAUACUAGUAUUCCAACUCUAAGCUCUAAUACUACAACCAACACUAAUCGUCGAACUAACCCUACAACAGCUUCGAUAUUAUGCUCACUUACUCUACCUAAACGUGAUGGUUUACAAUUAUCAUCUAAUACGCCGAGAGAUUCAUGUAAAAAAUUUGAAGAUAACACGAAUAAUAGUCUAAUGCCAAUAAGAAUUCAGGAAUAA
Didymodactylos carnosus is the source of this 3048-nucleotide messenger RNA. The record is from the annotation of a GenBank genome assembly. NCBI's taxonomy places the organism in Eukaryota, Metazoa, Rotifera, Eurotatoria, Philodinida, Philodinidae.